Molecule: messenger RNA, 1164 nt
Organism: Vigna radiata var. radiata (mung bean)
Lineage: Eukaryota; Viridiplantae; Streptophyta; Magnoliopsida; Fabales; Fabaceae
Product: 11-beta-hydroxysteroid dehydrogenase-like 2
Exons: 3
Coding region: 100-462 (120 amino acids)
Molecular function (GO): oxidoreductase activity
Source: RefSeq, a predicted model, not a curated record
GUUUAUAGCUAAAAUUUGUAGAUUUGGUGUUUCUGUGCAGUGGAUCAUCUGGUAAAUAAUGCAGGAAUCGGUGGUAAAAAGCCUGUAACUGUAGAGAAUAUGCGUGAUGUUUCUGAAUACACUGCAGUUAUGGAUGUGAAUUUUUGGGGAGCAGUUAAUGCGACAUUAUUUGCAAUCCCACAUCUGAAAAAUAGCAAAGGGAGGAUCAUAGUGAUUGCUUCAGUUGGCGGAUGGUUCCCACUACCACUGAUAAGUAUCUAUAAUGCGAGCAAAGCAGCAAUAACAAACUUCUUUGAGACUAUGAGAAUGGAAUCUGGCACUGCUAUCGGCAUAACAAUUGCCACGCCCGGUUUUAUCAGGACAGACCUUACAUUAAAGGCCAAAUUUGAAUUGAAGGUUUACAUUAAAGACCUUACUGCAGAAAUUGUUNUGGGACACGAUAUCUUUUGUUCAAAUAUAUGAUANGAGAUCAUCAUCUUUUAAGUAAUCUUUUCCUAUUUUGAUAAAUUUUUACCUUUCAAGAAACCUUGACAUAACAGCUACCACUUUAAUUUAUUCAUAAACUUAGUACCUAUGAUUCUUGCAUAUGUUCCAUUUAUAUCUNUUUAGUAUAACUUUUGCUAAAAGAUGUAUCACGUUUUCUAUUUGAUAGCUGAUAAAUCAUACAUGUGAGACUGCUUUGUUUGAUUGAUGUCUUACCAUGAGGAGAUAUUUAAUUUUACAUAGCUGUAAGAAUAGGGGUUCAUUGGUAUUAUCAUGUGUGCCAGCUUUCAUUUCGCUUUUCUUUUAUACUUAGCUUUGUUUCACCUAAUUCAUUGACUGCUUAAAGUUUCGUAUAAACCCAAUGCAAAAUCAUGGCAGAUGACAGUUCUUAUCUUACAAAUGUUGCACAUGCAGAGAUACAGUUGNAAUCCACAUUAAUUGGUAUUGAUAGAGAUAUGCUUGAUUGUCCCUUUCUCUUACAUAUUUAUUUUGUGUAUUUUGAUUAAUUGAGAACCUAUAAGUACUAGAAUUUAUGGUAAAUUAGCUAGGUGACUGUUAUGACAGUGACAGAUAUAUGUAAGCCAGAAUAAUAAGCAAGUAAAGAAAACUUGGCUUGGUUAAAGAUUGUAAAAGUUAGUGUUUUCUUUUUGGUGUAAUAUUGUGAGUUUUGAAAACAAUCUC